Lutzomyia longipalpis is the source of this 579-nucleotide messenger RNA. It is a transcript of the gene Sbat, whose product is annotated as N-alpha-acetyltransferase 38, NatC auxiliary subunit. Gene Ontology annotation, cellular component: NatC complex. Gene Ontology annotation, molecular function: RNA binding. The record is from RefSeq and is a predicted model, not a curated record. The coding region runs from base 189 to 527 and encodes 112 amino acids. Lineage: Eukaryota; Metazoa; Arthropoda; Insecta; Diptera; Psychodidae. The transcript has 3 exons.
AAAAUGUUUAUUUCCUUUAAUUACAUUAAUUUUUUUUACUAAAGAAUCAUAAAAGCUUACGAAAUCAAAUUGUAAUUCUAAUCAGAACCAUUCGACCAAAAUUGAAAGAGAAAAAUUUGAGGGGCUCUAGGUGACAUAAAAAGGAUUACAAAUAGGGAAUAUAAACUCCUAAGAAUAAUUUUAAAAUCAUGAAUUAUUCAAGUGAUGAGGACUUAUCGGAAAAUGAUAAGAAAAGCAUUGAUUUACAUAGUAGGAUGGAAGUCAGUGAUACAAUUCAUCCUUUGACUCCGGGAAAAAUCCUCCUGAAGUCAUGGCUCAAUCGUACUUUUCGCGUAGUUAUGACAGACGGAAGAAUAUUAAUUGGAGUAUUUUUAUGUACUGAUGUUGAGGCUAAUGUUAUAUUAGGUAUGUGCUCUGAAUAUACCGAAGAAGGUGGUGAAGAACGAAUACUUGGGCUAGUCAUGAUACCCGGUCGACAUAUCAUCUCAAUGGAAGUGGAUACUAGUGGACAACAAUUUGAUGCAUAACUUAAUGUAAAGUAAACUAUAUUUCUAAAUAUAUGUACAGAAUACACAUUAA